UUCAAUUUUUUCAACAACCAAAUUUCUAAGAAAUGUCUAAAAUCAUAGAAAUUUUCAAUGUAUCACCAUCUUCACAGGAAGAACUUCCUUUAGAAACAUCACUUCCUCUUACUUUCUUGGACAUAUUAUGGUUAAGAUUACCACCAGUUCAAAGAAUUUUCUUCUAUGAAUUUCCACACCAAACCUCACUUUUCUACAACACCCUUCUUCCCAAACUCAAAAAAUCACUUUCCAUUGCACUUUCUUACUUUUAUCCUCUUUUGGGUCAUCUCACUUGGCCUAAUGAUUCUCACAAGCCAAUCAUCAAAUUCAUCAAGGGAAACCCUCUUUCACUUACCAUAGCUGAAUCUGAUGCUGAUUUCAAUCAUCUUUCAGGUAAGAAUCUUACUGAAGCUAAACAAAUUCAUGAUCUUUUACCUAACUUGAAUAUUUCUCAUGAUCAAGCUUCUAUUUUGGCUCUUCAAGUUACUCUUUUUCCAAACUAUGGAUUUUCAAUUGGUAUUACUUCACAUCAUGCUGUUUUAGAUGGUAAAACUUCAACUUCUUUUAUCAAAUCUUGGGCUUACCUAUGUAGAAAGCUUGAAAAUGAAGUAUCUGAAUUAGAAUUACCCCUUUGUUUGCCACAUGAGUUUUGUCCUUUCUAUGAUAGAAAAAUAAUCAAGGAUCCAAAUGAAUUAGAGGCGAAAUAUUUGAGUGAUUGGUUAAAGCAAGGUGGAACCAACAAUAGAAGUUUAAUGGUCUGGGAUCUUCAAGUCCCAGAAGAUUCAUUUAGAGGGUUAUUUCAAUUAUCUCGUUCGAAUAUCGAAAAGCUUAAGGAAUUUGUAGUGUCAAAACAAAAGGGUACUAGGAAUGAGAAUAAAAAUCUUCACCUGUCAACUUUUGUUGUAUCUAUAGCUUAUGCAUGGGUAUGCAGAGUGAAAACAGAAGAAAUUGAGAACAAAAAUGCUAUGAUGGUUUUGAAUAUUGAUUGUCGUAAUCGUUUAGAUCAGCCGAUUCCUGCAACAUAUUUUGGAAAUUGUAUUGGAGGAAAACUUGCAAUUGUUAAAACAAAUGAGUUAUUGGGGGAAGAUGGACUAAUUGUGGCUGUUGAAGUGUUGAGUGAAGCUUUGGAAACUUUAAAAGAUGGAGUGUUGAAUGGAGCUGAAAAUUGGUCUUCAUGGUUACUUGAUGGUCUUACUAUUGCUGAUGUUAAAACAACUGGUGCUGCUGGUUCACCUAAAUUUGAGGUUUAUAGUACUGACUUUGGUUGUGGAAAACCAAAGAAAGUUGAAAUGGUUUCUAUAGAUAGAACUGGUGCUUAUUGUGUUUCGGAUAGUAGUAAUGGUGAUGGUGUUGAGAUAGGUUUUGUGUCUACGAAAAAAGCAAUGGAAGCCUUUGCUUCUCUCUUUGUCAAAGGGAUUGGAUCUUGAGUCCUUUAUGUAGCCCAGAUGCUUCGUAUUAAAGGCAUGCUUGACAUGUGUCGUGUUCAAUGCACACACAACAUUGACAUAUGUGAUUACAAUCAAUUAUUUUAUUUUCUAAAUUAGUAUCAAUGUAGGGCAUGGGCCGAUAAAUAGCAGCCCGAAUUUUUUCAGGGCUUUUUAGCCCAGCACGAAAAUGCCCGAAGCUCGUUCGGGCUAAGGGCAGCCCGCAAAAAAAAUAAAAAAGCGUUAUUUUUUACACUGGACUGGACGGACAGCCCAAAUAAUUAUGUUCAUUUGAUAUUUAAGUCAUUCUCUCUUCUAAAAAUUGUAUAUAAUUAUGUUCAUUUGUUUUGUUACUUUUAA
Messenger RNA from Medicago truncatula (barrel medic), 1766 nucleotides. Its product is annotated as phenolic glucoside malonyltransferase 2. The record is from RefSeq and is a predicted model, not a curated record. The transcript has a single exon. The coding region runs from base 33 to 1409 and encodes 458 amino acids. NCBI's taxonomy places the organism in Eukaryota, Viridiplantae, Streptophyta, Magnoliopsida, Fabales, Fabaceae.